AUGAUGGUGGAGAACCUGGCGCAGCGCGGCUGCCCCCUCCUCUCGAUUCACGAGUACCCCACGCUGCAGGCGCAGCGGGAGCGGUAUCUGCAGCGGGGCUGGGAGAGGCGCCCACGGCUCGGGGUCAGGGAGGUCUAUUACAAACAUCUGGACCAGGCCGACGUCGAUAGGAUCAACAAGCUGGAGCUGCUGGAUGAGUUUGAAGAGUUCCACCUCAUCCAGCAGCACUAUUUCUUUCUGGCUGCCACCCGCGCGCCGGGCGGCGCCGCGCCUUGGGUCCGAGGGUACGCAGAGGGGCUGGGACAGCCCAAGGUGGCAUGCCGUGCGCAGAUGGUGCUGGGUGCAGGACGGCGGGCAGGAGGUCCGCAUGGACUGCGAGGAGGGCGGGGACUUCGUCCUGCGUGCCCCCGAGGACCUGCUGCUGCGCGGGGGCGCCCGAGGCGAGGUGCGCCUGUCCUGGUUCUUCGACGAGCGGGCCCUGGAGCAGCUGGCCGACCCCGGCCACCCGCUCCGGGACGUGUCCUUCGAGGUCCAGCAGCGGUCGCAGGGCGCCACGGGCAGGCCGCGGGUGCGCUUCCACGCCUGCAAGUGCCGCGCGUUCGCGGCGGGCGACGAGGUCGGCGAGCAGAGCUUUGUUGUCGAGGGCUGCGCGCCCGGGGGCACCUACUCCUUCAGCGUCCGCGCCAGGGCAGAGCUGGAGGGCCACGACGGGGUGCUGCUCUCCGACUUCUCGGAGGCGGUGACGCUGGAGGGCGAAGCGUGGAGGGGCCUGCUGGGCAGGGCGGCGUCGGCGUGCCCGAGCGGCUACACCGGCGCCAGCACUCCCGUGCGGGGGCGGCCGCGGUGGCCCGGGAAGAGCCGCCACGGCCGUCCAGGGAGGCGUGGCUCGAGGUCGCCGCCCCCGAGCCUGGCCGCCUGGCCGAGCAGGAGGAGGCGUGCCGCGUCGCGGAGCACGCCGCUCGGCUCCGCUUCGAGAGGCUGGCCGAGGAGAUGCGCGAGCGCUCGAGGGCGGCCCAGCAGGACGGCCCGCGGAGGAGCCCCGGCGGACUGUUGCAGCCCCAGUGGCGCGGGGGGUCGCCGCGCCUGCACGAGGCGCCCGUGCGCUCGGAGUCCGAGGUUUUGCCGCCGCAGCCGCCGCCCUCGCCUGGCUGCGCCCUGGCCGAGGCGACGGCGUCAGUGGAGCCGCCGCCAGCGCUGCGGUCACCGCUCGAGGCCGCUUCAGGCGAAGACGUGCCGCUGGGUGCCCUGUCGCAGGCCGCCGCGGCCGCGAGGGACGCGCCGCCUCCGGAGGGGCCGCCCCCGGAGGCCCCGGCGGCGGAGCUGCCGCCGCAGGUUUCGCACACCCUUGCGACCCUCCACACAGACUACGGCUUUCUUGGGAAGAAGACGGAGGUCGAGACGCUCGAGAAGGAGACGAUCCCGUUCGUGGUAGUGAAGGAUGGACCUCCGCCCAUGGGCGCGCGCUGGCUGGAUAGUCACGCGGUGCAGUCAAAGGGCACCCGACGCGAGCAUUCCAGCAAGAUCGUGGCUCAGGACAUUGGCUCUGGCCACGGGAAGUUUGUUUUCAAGAGCGAUGGCGAGCCGGCGCUGCUCGCGUUGAAGAAGGGAGCGAUCUCGGAAAUCAGGCGUACUGGCGCGGAGGUGAACGUGAUCCCUGUGGAGAGUCCGGUCGGCGACUCUCAGAAGAACGGUUACAUCGAGCGGGCCAUUUGGGAGGUGCAGGCUCUGACGAGGGCUCUGGUGCACCACGCGGCCGAGAGGCAUAAGACGAAGUUCGAGUCGGCGAGCCCGAUUGUCAUCUGGGCCAUCCGCUACUCGAGACUGCUGGAGUUCGGCGAGCUCUUGAUGUUUCUCACUGUGGCGGGCGGCAAGCACAGGAGGAAGCUGGACGAGAGGUUCCACGCGGGCAUGUACGUGGGGCUCGUGGACAGAACGGACGAGGUGAUCGUGCUCACGAGGGAAGGCUACUUCAAGGCCAACACCACCCGGCGCCUGCCGGAGGAGCAGAGGAGCGACAAGGUCUUCGCCGGGGCGUGCAAGGGCCUACCGUGGUGGGGACCGAAGAAGACGGGCGAUGACGCGGAGAACGUGAUGCCUUUUCUGGCGGAGCCGGCGCCCAUGGAGGCAGAGACCCAGGGCGCGGCCGCGGCAGCGGCAGCUAGCCCAAUGGACGUUGAAGGCCAACGGAAGAGGUCAGCGAGUGCGGCGGCCCCGUCCACCGACGCGGCGGGCGACACCGAGAUGCACUCGAUCGUGAAGGAGGUGAACUACGACCUGGCAAAGAUCGGUGGCACGAGGAUCGAGAUCGGCAGCUUCGAGGCUAAGGUCUCGGAGAUCUUCGGGCGCGGCAAGUUCCUGGAGAGGUCGAAGGAGUUCGGGCUGGUGCCGGGCUUCGCGAUCGACCUGAGCACGGGCUGGGACCUGAACGACCCGGUCCAGAAGGAGGAGGCUAGGCGGCUGCGGGGAUCCCAGCGGCCACUUUUGCUCAUCGGCUCACCUCGCUGCACGGCAUGGACGGCUUCGCUCAGUUUCGGCAGCGUGAGCGAGGAGACGAUGAAGCAGCUGAUGAUGGAGGCUAUCGAUCACAUGGACACCUGCAUAGAGAUGUACUGGGGACAGAUCGGCGACAAGCACUACUUCCUGCAUGAGGCUCCGAAUACGGCGAGAUCGUGGCAUACGCAGGGAGUCCUGGAGCUGCUGGCGGCGGAUGGCGUCUACUGCGUCAGGAACGACCAGUGUGAAGCGGGGCAGACGGUCCCGGUCAAGGAUGAGCACGGCACCUGGACGGAGAAGCUGGUGCAGGCAUGCGCCGCCUGGAUGACCAACUCGAGGUGCAUCGCGGAGGAGCUGGCGGCCUUUCAGCGCAGGAAUCGACGAGGCUGGCGGCAGCGGUCUUGCGCGGAUUCAUUCAGGAAGCAGCUCGAGUGUGACAAGCUCGAGCGAGGCGCGGGCAUCUCUCUCGGCAGUCUGGAUCAAGGCUACACUGCGGACACCGAGACGCGGGAGAUGGUGCACCUGCCGGAGUACGGGGACAUCUGGGUGGUCACUGGCGCGCACCUUCCCCCGGAGAAGGCGAGAGUGGCCAGGGCCAAGGAGGUGAAGUUCCUGAAGGACUUCCCGGUCUACGAGAAGGUGGGCGCCCGCGAGGCCGAGGGCGGCGAGGUCUUGGACACGCGCCGGGUCGACGUCAACAAGGGCGACAACGUGGACGCGCAGGUUCGCUCGAGGAUCUGCGCGAAGGAGUUCAAGUGGAAGAACCCGUGGAUGGAGGACGUCUUUGCAGGCACUCCUCCAUGGGAAGGCAUCAAGAUGGCACUGAGCAGGGCCAUGGCGAGAUCGAAGGUCGGUGCGAGUGGAAAGUUCAAAGUCAAGAAGGUUCUGAUCCUGGACAUCUCCAGGGCGCACUUCCACCCGCAGGUCGAGCGCAAUAUUUUCAUUCGGCCCCCGGCCGAGGACGCGGAGGAGGGCAAUCUCGGCAAGCCCUUGCCGAUGAUGCACGGCAUGCGCGACGCGGCCAACGCCUGGGAGGAGUUCUACCAGGACAAGCUGCUCGAGGCGAAGUACGCGGCAGGGACCUCCUGCCCAUGCGCAUUCAACGACGGGCAUGAUUCCUCGGGCGUGGUUCACGGAGAUGAUUUCGCAUUCGAAGGUGAGGAGUUCCAGCUUGACGCGCUAGAAGCCGAGUUGCGGAAGCACAUGAUCGUUCAGAGGAAGGCGCUGCUCGGCCCAGACGUGACUGACGACAAGUACGCUGUUAUCCUCAACAGGCUGGUCUCCUACGUGGACGCUCAUGGCCGUGACGGGGCCAGGAUGGAGAUCGAGCCGGGCCCCAGGCACGCGGAGUUCAUCAUUCACCAACUGGGGCCCCGAGGCAAAGGAUCGAAGGCAGUGACCACCCCGAGCGAGAAGGGCGCGACCUACUACGACGAGACGCCACUGCAGGGCGAGAAGGAGUGCAACAUGUACCGAUCGCUGUGUAUGCGACUGAGCUUCAUGGCUCAAGACGCUCCGCACCUGCAGUACGUGGCCAACAAGUGUUGCAAGUUCAUGGCAGUUCCAUCGCUGGGCGGAUUAGCACGGCUGAAGCGCCUGGCGAGGUUUUUGAAAGGCGAACCCCGAUGCGUGCAGCACCUGGUAGAGCAGUAUCACGACAGCAACGAGAUCGACACCCACUGCGACUCAGACUGGGCUGGAGACCUGGCAGAUCGGAAGAGUACGAGCGCAGUGUGGGUUUUCUACGGCAAGCACCUGUUGAGGAGUUCAGUGAGCACCCAAGGGACUAUUGCGUUGUCCAGCGGCGAGGCGGAGUUCACGGCGGGAGCGAAGGCAUCAGCAGUCAGCUUGGGCAUCAAGUCCCUCGGAGCUGAUCUCGGGCAGGAGCUGGGGGUAAACGUGCGCGCGGAUUCCACGGCAUCGAAAGGAGUUUUCAGACGGCGAGGAGUUGGAAGGAUAAGGCAUCUCCACGCCCCACUCUUGUGGGUCCAGCAGAAGCGAGCCCAGAAGGAGCUGAACAUCAGGAAGGUGCCGGGCGAGGAGAACCCUGCGGACCUCGGCGCCAACGAGCUGGCGCGGCCGGUGAUGGAGAAGCAUCUGACGGCGUGCUGUUUCUACUUCGCCCGGGGGAGUCAUCCCCGGGCCCUCUCAGCGCAGCUCGACUCCAGGCCUGGUGAGGUCAAUGGCUUGAGCGGUGACGGAGGUGACCAGAGCUUGAAGGCCGUUAACGAGUGCGAGAGGGAGCUGUUUGCCGUGGACCCCACGCUCCACUACCUGAACUACUCGGACUGCGAGUGGACCAUGGAGGCGGACGAGUCGGCCAGGCUGGCCGAGGGACCCGACGGCGACGCUGGCGCUCAGCUGGACGCGGAGGCGGAGGCCACGCCGGGCCUCCGGGAGGUCCGGCACCGCGCCGAGCAGAUCCGGCGGCGAGCGGUCGAGGAGCUUCGGAUGACUGCGGAGGUCCGCACUACCAAGGACCCCGGCCGACCGCAAUUCCGAGGGGCGAGCGCGGAUGCCGUCCCGCGCGCGGUGUCCACGUGCGGCUCCACGGCGACAUCCCGCGCCUACUCGCGCGGGGCCGCGCGGCGUGGACGGUGGGGCGGCCGGACUCUUGGCCCCCUGCAUGAGCAUGAGCAGCCCUGCGCCCCUCUGGUCGUCCGCACCGCCGCCGCGGCAGCCGCCGAGCCCACGGUGCAGCCUCCCGCGACCACGUCGCCCGCGCGCAGGGCCGCUGCGCCGCCGGCGCGGCCCGUGCGGUCUCCCUGCCUCCCCGACCGGGAGCUGCCCGAGGCUGGGCCCGCGGCGGCCUGGGGGUGCACCCGGCCGCCGGACCGCGCCGCCGCUGCCGCGGAGCCCGCCCCGGCCGCCCCGCUGCCGAGCGCGGCUGCGGCGGACGCGGCGCGGCUGCCGCCUCCGCCGCCCGUGGGGACCCUGCCCGGCAGGGCCCAGCCGGGCGUGGCGGGCGAGGCCGCGGGCAGCCCGCGCGCAUCCCCGGUGCGCGGCUCCGAGGGUGCGCUGGCGCGCCAGGCCCCAGCGCGGCGCGCUCAGUCCGCCGAGGAGCUCGUGCAGGUGCCCGCCGCCCGCUGUGCCCUCCAGCCCACUGCGGCUGUCCAGGAGGCGCACGUGCGCAUGAGGACGGUCCCGACGCCGACGCGCACGGGCACUGGGCAGCUCCCGGUGCAACGAGCAGCGCGGGUCGUGCAUGUCGUGCGGGUGCAGCCGCAGCAGCAGCAGCAGCAAGGCCAGCAGCAAGGCCAGCAGCAGCAGAAGCAGUUGCCAGACAGGGGCUCCGCGGAGGUGCCGGCGGGCAAGCCUGCUCAGGUCAGAGGACCUCGUCCCCGCAUUGCUUUCGGGCUUCCGAGCAGGGCGCGGUGCUCCGCUGGCCGCAGUGGCAGAGCACCUUGCCGCGGGCGCUCCAGGGCGUGGCCGCGCCCCAGAUGUUUGUGCCAGAGCCAGUCUGCGAGGUGCGCGGCGCCUACGGCGCGCGCUCGCGCGCGGUCAGCUGCGACGACGCGGGCCGGGCGUCGCGCGCCGCCUCCUGGGGCAGGGCUGGCGCAGGCGGCGGCGGCGUACUGCUGGCGCCCGGCGGCGCCAGCGCGGAGGCCGCCCCCGCGGGCUGCAGCGC
Messenger RNA from Prorocentrum cordatum, 6121 nucleotides. Lineage: Eukaryota; Dinophyceae; Prorocentrales; Prorocentraceae. The record is from the annotation of a GenBank genome assembly.